AGAACACCACAAGUGAAGCACCUAGUACAGUGCCUGCCUUACUGAAGGGGCUCAAAUAUUUAGGCCCUCUUCACCAAGAAGCAGAAGAGGAAAGGUGUCCAGUAGUGAACAGGUUAGGCAUGGAAAUGCAAGAGGGCUGAGCAGAAACCUCUGAGACCCCAGUGUGCUUGGAUUUCUAAAACUGCCGGCCGCCUGCUCUGUCCUGGAGCAAACUUGAGUUAGAGAGAUGGGGGUGACACACCAAGAGCCGGCCAAAGCCAGGCCCUCCCCCGCUGCCUGAAUGGACCAGCCCCGAAUGACAUCACAAUCCCGGGUGGUUGUCAUGGCACUGCUGGAGGUGGGGAAUCUCAUUUCUCCCCAGGGAGCUCUAGGCUGUGGAUGUGAGAAGGGGAGCAAGGGAGGCAGAUGGCGACAAGGAACAGCCCCAUGCCCCUGGGCACGGCUCAGGGUGACCCUGGAGAGGCAGGAACACGGCCCGGACCUGACGCCGGCCUCCAGGACACAGGUGCAGCCACUCAGCUCAAGAUGAAGCCCAGGAAGGUGCACAAGAUCAAGGCGGUCAUCAUCGACCUGGGCUCCCAGUACUGCAAGUGCGGCUACGCGGGAGAGCCGAGGCCCACCUACUUCAUCUCCUCCACCGUGGGCAAACGCUGCCCCGAGGCGGCCGACGCUGGCGACACCCGCAAGGGGACCUUAGUGGGCCAUGAGCUGCUCAACACGGAGGCACCUCUCAAGCUGGUGAACCCGCUGAAGCACGGCAUCGUGGUGGACUGGGACUGCGUGCAGGACAUCUGGGAGUACAUCUUCCGCACGGCCAUGAAGAUCCUCCCCGAGGAGCACGCUGUGCUGGUCUCCGACCCUCCGCUCAGCCCCAGCAGCAACCGGGAGAAGUACGCGGAGCUCAUGUUUGAGACCUUCGGCAUCCCAGCCAUGCACGUGACGUCCCAGUCGUUGCUGUCCAUCUACUCCUACGGCAAGACCUCCGGGCUGGUGGUGGAGAGCGGGCACGGCGUCUCGCACGUGGUGCCCAUCUCCGAGGGCGACGUGCUGCCAGGCCUGACCAGCCGCGCCGACUAUGCUGGGAGUGACCUCACCAACUACCUGAUGCAGCUGCUCAACAAGGCGGGCCACGCAUUCACGGACGACCACCUGCACAUCAUAGAGCACAUCAAGAAGAAGUGCUGCUAUGCGGCCUUCCUGCCCGAGGAGGAGCUGGGCCUGGUCCCGGAGGAGCUGCGCGUGGACUACGAGCUCCCAGACGGCAAACUCAUCACCAUUGGCCAGGAGCGCUUCCGCUGCUCUGAGAUGCUCUUCCAGCCCUCUCUGGCAGGCAGCACCCAGCCGGGCCUCCCGGAGCUCACGGCUGCCUGCCUGGGCCGCUGCCAGGACACGGGCUUCAAGGAGGAGAUGGCCGCCAACGUGCUGCUGUGUGGCGGCUGCACCAUGCUGGAUGGCUUCCCCGAGCGCUUCCAGAGGGAGCUGAGCCUCCUCUGCCCCGGGGACAGCCCUGCAGUGGCUGCCGCUCCUGAGAGGAAGACCUCCGUGUGGACCGGCGGCUCCAUCCUGGCCUCCCUGCAGGCCUUCCAACAGCUCUGGGUCAGCAAGGAAGAGUUUCAGGAGCGGGGCAGCAUGGCCAUCUACAGCAAGUGCUGAGCCUCGGCAUCUCCACAGACAAGGCCUCCAGCACAGGUGGCCACAGGCCACUCUAUACACGUUUACAGAAUUUCUCAUAAAGCUUUCCUCUGAAAUGGC
Messenger RNA from Pongo pygmaeus (Bornean orangutan), 1752 nucleotides. It is a transcript of the gene ACTL7B, whose product is annotated as actin like 7B. The coding region runs from base 406 to 1653 and encodes 415 amino acids. The transcript has a single exon. NCBI's taxonomy places the organism in Eukaryota, Metazoa, Chordata, Mammalia, Primates, Hominidae. The record is from RefSeq and is a predicted model, not a curated record.